AUGGCUUUUAUAGCUAAAGGAUUGGUUGUGAUUUGGCUGCGGCGCCUGCUCUGGGAUACACAUGACCUCGAAGGUUUGGUGGAACUCUUUUACGUACGAUGGGAUCAAAUUCACCGGCCAACCGACUUUUCCUCUUCCCACACUCCAAAACUUCAUCAUCUCGCCGGUCAACCUCUUCCAGUCCCAUCAUCUGCUUGGAAUCAAACUCAUCUCAAUCAAUUCGAUCCAGUCUCAGCUUCAAUUAUUCCAUCUCAUCAUACUUCUCGUGGUGAUAUCUAUGUGGCUGUACUCUUUGCUUCAGCUUCUCAACGCUUAUCGAGGCUUGAAAUUUACUCGACUAAGACAGCUGAGUUGGUCACCUACAUGGACAUACCCGGCAUUGGAGUACAAAUCAAACUCAAUCGCCAGCUAGUUGUUGUGGCUACUAAAUCACCUUUGGCGCUCCAUAUCUUUACGCUCCACUCUCAUCGUGAGGGCAUCACACCGACUGGUCAAUCUAGGCUCUCACUCAAAGAACUACCCUAUUCUCCUAUUCUUGAUCUUACCCCUAAGCCCAAGACGGGUGAACCAAUCUUUUGCUUGGGCCUCAAUCGACUCUUAGCCUAUGCUUCCAACAAGGCUCCUCACGAGCGGGAGCCGCCUAUCGCUACUGGACAAGGAUUCAGCUUCGCCACCACUCAUCAAGAAGCCCGUUCACCCUCGAAGACGGACUCUUUUGGUAGUAUGGGUUCUAGUGUGGGAACUGGCGAUCUCUCGACUAGUAGUAUCAAUCGACACAAUGCCAAUGGAACUAGCUGGAAGCAUUCUGUUAGUCAUAAUCUUGAUACGAUUGACGAAACCGCUCGGAAAGUAGGUGGGGGUUUACUCUCUGGAGCAAAGCUUCUUACGUCAUGGGGUCAACAUGUCUUGAUGAAUGGUAAUACAAAUGGUCGCUCACCAGACAAGACCAAGAUUCAUGCCAAUCGACGAGACAGUCAAUCCAACUUUUCAAAGAGUGCACCUUUACCUUACAUGAUGAAUCCUCAUGAUCUCGAUCAUUCUCAUAAUUUUGGUCGUGAGAUGGCUUUCUCUCCUAAUUCGACAGAUGACUCAAUUCAUUCAUCUUCAAGUCGACUCGGCGCUCAUCCCGAAAGUGAACGUCUAACUCCUCACGAACUUCAGACUAGUGGAUCCACCUUACAUGCUGAAAACCCCGUGAAUUGUGGUAACGUCAAGGUGGUGGAUUUACUACCAUCAUCUGAUUCCAAGCCACAAAACCGCCACUAUCAACCGAUUUCGCAUUUCAAGAUCUCUACAGAUCCGUUACUAUUCCUAUCCUUCAAUCCUUCAUCUACUAUGCUUUUAACCUCAUCAAUUGAUGCUCACUCCUUUCAUAUAUUCGAACUUCGACCGUAUUCACGCGUAGGUAAGUCUUGUAUCAGUGGAAGAAGAUCGACUGGAUCACAUCGUGAGGCUACAGUCUGGCAUCGAUACAAACUUGUCCGUGGUUAUACAUCGGCUGAUGUGAGGGACGUAGUUUGGGCUUGGGACUCGAAGAUUGUGACUGUAGUAACUGAUCGUGGCACCCAUCAUUUAUUUGCGAUCCAUCCAGCUGGAGGUCACAAUCAUCCUACUAAUGAUAAUCCACAGUAUUCAUCUGUUGGUACACCUGAUUUACCAUCCAUUUUGACAUUGGCAACAUCCAAUCCACUCGUUUUUCAACCACUUUCAAUUACCAUCUCUAGUUUUACGACCAUCAAACCUAAACAUAUCCUAAGAAAUCAAAACCAAUCAAGCUCUACCAAUGGGAUGAUUAUUCCUAUGAUAUCCAAAGAUCAAAUCGAAUCAAAUGAAACUCAUGAAUCUGAAACCGAUCAUCAUCAUCUUCAUCAUCAUUCUCAAACUAGUUUUAUCUUUCUUCAACCUAAUGAUGAACAAAUGAAUGAAGAAAGAUCGAGCAGAAGAGAAGAAUUUGAAAAAGUCUUGAAUCCUUUACAUAAGAGAUUACCCAGUGGAUUAUUAUUUGAUCAUCUUACCCAAAGUGUUGUACUUUAUAAUUUAGAUGUUAAGAAGAAAUUGAUGUCAUUGAGUAGUAGUCAUCGAACAGUUUCGUCUCCAACUAAAGCUGCUAUGAUUAGUGAACAUCAUUCUAAACCAAGGAAGAAAUCAGCUCCUUCUGGUUUAUCUCAAUUAAUGCAACAACAAGCUGAUCUUAAUGAACCACAUCAUCAUCAUCAAUCACAUUCGGUGAAUUGUACAGCAACAGUAAUCUGGUCACUUCUUCCUAAUCAACCACAAAUGGAACAAACUAGAUUAUAUGAAACAGAAGACAGCAACGGUUUGGUUGGUGGUAUUCAUCAAGUUAAAAAACUUAAAGGAGAAAGAUGGACAUCGUUUGUUGAAUUGGAUACGUUUAGUCAUUCGAUCAACAUUUUACCUAAAUCGAUUUAUACUUAUCAUCAAUUUGAUUUUUAUCAUUUCAAAGAAACAUAUGAACAAAUUGAAGAUUUAAUGAAAGAUUUAUCUUUAUCAUCUUCUUCAUUAUCAUCAAGUAGUCAACGAAGAUUAAAGAAAUUGAUUGUUAGACAAGAAGUGAUUAUCGAACCUGGAGGCAAUCCGAAUGAAGUGCCAGGCGAGUUUAUUAACCUAGGGUUUCAAGAAAGAAACCAAAUGAAUGCGAUUCGAUAUGAAGAACCUAUUAAGUCAGCGGUAGAAACGAUUUUAGAUACAUCAGCUUAUCAUCCAACAUUGACACGAAACUUUUUGAUGAACCCUUCACCUGGUUUUCCGAAUGGACAACCAGGCAAGAGAGGAGGACAUCAUCAAUUUAAAGUUUUAAGUAGAUUAAGUUUACAGAAUGCAACUAAACGGAUCUCUUCUAAUUCUACUAAUGGUUCUUCAAAAGCUAAAGAAGAAAAGAUUUCCAUCUCGUUUGAUGAUGGAGUGAUUAAAGUUGAUAGUUCAGAAGAAGAUGAAGAUGAGGAUGAGGAUGAGGUUUCACCUAUAUCUGAUUUAGAUGUUGAAGAAGAAGAAGAAAAGAUUGGGUGGGAUGCUUGGGCUAUUGAUGAAGAAGAGUUUGGUAAACAACCGAUUCCUGUCCAAGUUCAAGUUCAAGUUGAGGUGGAGAAGAAUGCUGGAGGAGGUGGUGGUGGGGCUAGUAGUUCUACUGAAGCUUUUUCGAUCACUGAUACAAAUACUACUAGGACUACUGAUUCUUCAACGUCUGAUGGUACUGGUAGUGGUAGUGGGAGUGGAAGUGGAAGUGGACUUGGUGGUGGGAAAGUUAAAGGUGCACAGAAGUCUAAGGGUAGUAAUGGUGCAAGGAAUGGUAGAGGUCCAAGGAGAUCUUAAAGUUUGAUUGAAGUGAAAGGAGAAGAGAGAAGAGAGAAGAAAAGAAGGUUUACUUGAUUUUUUUUGACUUUGAUUUUGAUUUAUCUUUAGCUUUCUGGUUAUCACAUGUAUCACCCCAUCCCUCUUUUUAAUUUUUUUUUUCAUUUCAACUUUUUUUUGCUCAUCACCUUUGGAUUUUUAUGUUUGUUGUUCUUAUUGUUGUUGUUUUUGUUGUUGUUGUUCUUUGAUCAUUCAAUCAUGAUUUGUGUAGGAGUAAAGAGCUUAUGAAGAAGAGGUAAGCAUCAGUAAUGUAUGUCUUGUGUGUUUUUUU
This is a messenger RNA of Melampsora larici-populina 98AG31, 3640 nucleotides long. RefSeq lists its product as uncharacterized. Gene Ontology annotation, cellular component: cytoplasm. The record is from RefSeq and is a predicted model, not a curated record. The transcript has 3 exons. Gene Ontology annotation, biological process: autophagy; response to starvation. Bases 1 to 3330 code for a protein of 1109 amino acids. Lineage: Eukaryota; Fungi; Basidiomycota; Pucciniomycetes; Pucciniales; Melampsoraceae.